GCCUCCGGCCCACGGAGACACGCCACUCACCGGAGCUGCGUGAAGCGCGGCGGCGCCAAGUGGAGCUCGAAAGGGAGGAGCGUCGAAAGCGCCGUGAAGCAAGACUCAAGGAGGAGGUCGAUGAACAGGGCAACAGGCACCCCGCGGAUGAGGAGGAAGCUGUCACUGAGGCAGGCUCUUUGAUACCGGCUACCCGCUGGCAUACGCUUGGGUAUGUUGGCUUGAAGGUUAUUUUUUUAGAAGGCCUCCGUCACAUUUGCACUAUCGACAGCAAGUUUGUAGUAAGUGAGAUAAAGAGCCGUGUGAGUAGUUCGAUCCCCAUGUCCCUGCGGUCCUCUAGGACUUCGCACGUGCCGUCGACAGAAAGGAAGCCCGCUUCCAGAAGCUUGGCCUUCAGGGUUCGUUGUUGCGAUACCCGCCACCACCGGACUGAUGACAUCCAUGGAUAG
Molecule: messenger RNA, 449 nt
Organism: Symbiodinium necroappetens
Lineage: Eukaryota; Dinophyceae; Suessiales; Symbiodiniaceae
Source: the annotation of a GenBank genome assembly